Dryobates pubescens (Downy woodpecker) is the source of this 6157-nucleotide messenger RNA. It is a transcript of the gene CROCC, whose product is annotated as ciliary rootlet coiled-coil, rootletin. The record is from RefSeq and is a predicted model, not a curated record. Gene Ontology annotation, biological process: centrosome cycle. Bases 1 to 6120 code for a protein of 2039 amino acids. The transcript is spliced from 35 exons. Lineage: Eukaryota; Metazoa; Chordata; Aves; Piciformes; Picidae.
AUGGCCUCGCUGCUGUCCCUGCAGGAGGAGAACCGCAUCCUGCAGCAGGAGCUGUCGCGCGUGGAGGACCUGCUGGCGCAGAGCCGCGCCGAGCGCGAUGAGCUGGCCAUCAAGUACAGCGCCCUCAGCCAGCGGCUGGAGCAGAGCCUGCGGCUGGAGGCAGGCGAGCAGGAGGCGGCGGAGAGCCGGAGCCUGGCGCAGCACAACAUCGAACUGCGGCGGCUGCUGGAGGAGGAGCAAGCUGCCUACAAGCGCAAGCUGCAGGCCUACCAGGAGGGCCAGCAGCGCCAGGCUCAGCUGGUGCAGAAGCUCCAGGCCAAGGUGUUGCAGUACAAGAAGAAAUGCGGCGAGGUGGAGCAGCAGCUGCUGGAGAAGGAGACGGAGCUGGAGCAGGAGAGGCUGACGGGCCAGCUGGAUGUGAGCAUCUCGCAGCCUGAUGAGGAGGGCAGCAACGAGCUGGAGAAUGCCCUGAUCCGGCUGGAGGAGGAGCAGCAGAGGAGCAGCAGCCUGGUGCAGGUGAACUCGAUGCUGAGGGAGCAGCUGGAGCAAGCCAACGUGGCCAACGCGGCGCUGAGCGAGGACAUUCGCAAGCUGACCGCGGACUGGGCGCGGGCCCGCGACGAGCUGCAGCAGAGAGAAGUGGAGUGGAGGCGUGAGGAGGAGUCCUUCAACACCUACUUCAGCAACGAGCACAGCCGGCUGCUGACGCUCUGGCGGCAGGUGGUGGCCUUCAGGCGGCACUUCGGCGAGGUGAAAGCCAGCACCGAGAGGGACCUGUCGGAGCUGAGCCACGAGGCGUCGCGGGCCGGCAGGGCUGCCCACGCCGCCUGCCUGCACCUGGCUGCCAACCUGCGGCUGGCGGAGAGCCAGGCGGCAGCCGCGACGGAGCAGCAGAAGCUGCGGCUGGCACGGCUGGAGGAGAGGGCACAGGAUGCUGACCGGGAGAAAGCUGCCCUCGGAGCCAGGUUGGCAGAGCUGGUGGUGGCCCUGGAGCGGCUGCGGGGUGAGGAUGAGGAGAAGGAGCGGACGGUGGAGACUCUGAGGCUGCAGCUGCAGCAGCUGGAGGCCUCACGUGCCCAGGACCCAGCACCGGCUGAGGUGAAGGCUCUGCGCUCGGAGCUGGAGCUGCUCCGUCAGACGCUGCAGGACAUCACCCAGGCAGUGCUGGCUGAGGACCCUGAGCAGCCUCCCCCAGCGUCCCCUCCGUGUCCCCCCACGUCCCCUCAGCGCAGCCUCACCGCCGUCCACGCUGCCCUGCGCCGCCGCCGCCUGCAGCUCAAUCAGCCAAGGAACACCAGGGAUGCCCGGAGCCAGGCAGAUGCCAGCCGGGAGCUGGCCGAGGGCCUCCAGCAGGAGCUUGGGGACAGCAAGCAGCAGCUGGGGACCCUGGAGCGGAGGCUGCAGGAGCUCAGCGCCGAGGCCGAAGGCUGCCGGCGGGCGCAGGAUGAGGCCCUGUGCGAGGUGGCUCAGCUGCGGGUGGAGGCUGAGGGCCUGCGCAGGGAGCAGCUGCGGGCAGAGGCGGCGCUGGCAGCGGAGCAGCAGCGUGCAGGUGCCCUGCAGCAGGAGCGGGCACAGCUGCAGCGCCAGGGCGAGGGGCUGGAGGAUGCCUGCGCCGAGGCCGCCCGCAACGCCGAGGCCGCCCGCCAGCAGCUGCAGCACAGCCAGCAGCAGGUGGAGGAGCUGGAGGCGCAGAGGGCUGCGGCGCAGCAGGAGCUGCUGGAGGCGCGGGAGGCGCUGAGCAGGGCGGCGCUGGAGGCCGAGGUGGCUCGGGGGGAGCAGGAGGCUCUGGCUGAGGCGCUGGCAAAGGCGCAGGGGAGCUGCGGGGAGCUGGCGGCGGCGCAGAGGGCGGCGGCGGCCGAGGAGGGUCGGCUGCGGGACGCCCUGGCCAAGACCAGCGAGCUGGCGGCAGGGCUGGCCCGGGACAAGGCGGAGCUGAGCCGCAGCCUGGCGCGGCUGGAGGAGGAGCGGGAGCGCGGCCGCGGCCGCACUCGGCAGCUGCUGCAGGAGCUGGGCCGGCUCCGGGCGUGCCUGGAGCGGGGCCGCGGCCGCGGCGCUGCGGAGCUGCAGGGGCUGGAGAGGGCUCGCAGGGCGGCCGAGGAGGGCAGGCAGGGGCUGCGCGCAGAGCUGCGGGAGCUGCACGGCCAGCACCAGCGCCUGCGCCAGCACCUGCGGCAGGCGGUGCAGGAGCAGGGCGCGGCGGGCGAGGCGCUGGCGCAGGUGCGGGCGGAGCAGGAGCGGCUGCGGGGGGAGCUGCAGCGGCUGAGCAGUGCCCGCCAGGGGCUGGCCAGGGAAGGUGCCAGCCUGGCCGUCCAGCUCGCCGCCGCCCAGCGCCACGGCCAGGACCAGGCCCAGGAGGCGGCCGCGCUCAGGUCGGAGAAGGAGGGCCUGGAGGGCAGCAUCUUCCAGCUGCAGCAGCAGGUGGCCCAGCUCGAUGCCCGCAACCGGCAGCUGGAGGCUGAGGGCCGGAGCCAGCUUCAGGCCAAGGAGGCGCUGGAGGGGGAGCUGGCCGCGGCGCGGCAGCAGCAGGAGCGGGAGCGGCAGGGGGCGCUGCAGGCGCGGCGGCAGGCGGUGGCGGCGGCGGAGGCGGCGGCGGUGGCCGUGACCCUGCAGAGCGCCCGCGACAGCCACCGCCGGGAGCUGGGCAGCCUCCAGCGGCAGAAGGAGGAGCUGGAGGCCGAGCGGGGCCGGCUGGCGCUGGAGCAGGAGGCGCUGGCGGCGGAGCUGGCGGCGCUGCGGCGGCAGCGGGAGAGCGAGAAGCAGCAGGCCCUGGCGCUGCAGGAGGAGGAGCGAGCGGCCACGGCCCAGGCGCUGGCAGGGCUGCAGCGCAGCCUGGCCCAGGCCACGGCCGAGCUGGAGCAGCGGCGGCGAGAGGCUGCUGGGCACCAGGAGAAGGAGCAGAGCCUGGCGGCAGAGCUGCGCAGCCUGCGGCUGCAGGUGCAGGAGGCAGCAGCGCUGCAGGAGCAGGAGGCCAAGGCCCUGCGGGACCAGGCUGCGGCGGUGGCCCAGCAGCGGGACAGUGCCCUGCGGGAGGCGGAGGCGGCUCGGGCGCAGCUGGCGGCGGGGCGCAGGGAGGUGCUGGAGGCGCAGCGGGAGGCCAGGCAGAGCCGGGACGGGUGGGAGGCGCAGCGGCGGCAGGCCCAGGAGGCGAGGAGGGCCCUGGGGGACGAGGCCAGGGAGAAGGAGACCCUGAGGCGCUCCAACGAGGAGCUGCGGGCGGCGCUGCGGCGAGCCGAGGGCCAGCGCAUCAGCCUGCAGCGUGCCAGCGAGGAGAAGGAGCAGCAGGUGGCGCUGCUGGAGGACGGGCGGCUGGCCGCGGACAGGGAGGUGGCAGAGCUGCGCAGCACCCUGCGGGAGGUGGAGCGUGCCAGGCUCGAUGCCCGCCGCGAGCUGCAGGAGCUGCGCCGCCAGGUGAAGGACCUGGACAGUGAGAACAGCAAGAGGAGCAAGGAGCUGGGGGAGCUGCAGGCCAGGGUGGCCCUGGAGGAGCAGCGCGAGGAGGAGAGCCGCAGGGAAGCCUUCGGCCUCAGGCAGAAGGUGGUGGAGAGCGAGGCCGGCGUGGAGGCUGCCAGGAAGGAGCUCCAGCGCCUGCAGCGGCGGCUGGCGGAGGCGGAGGGCGAGUUCCGGCAGCGGGAGAAGGACCUGGCCCGCAGCUUGGAGGAGGCUCGGGGCAACGAGAAGAAGCUGCUGGCCGACGCCCGCAACCUGCAGCUGAAGGUGGAGGCGGCGCGGGAGGAGGCGGCGGAGCUGAGCCUGCGGCUGAGCGCGGCCGAGGGCAGGGCGCAGGGGCUGGAGGCGGAGCUGGCCCGCGGCGAGGCGCUGCGCAGGGCGGCCGAGAGCCGCCUGGGGGGCAUCCAGUCCGCCCUGCGCCGCACCAUGGGCAUCGGCCGCCCGCGGGCAGCCUCCCCCGGCAAGGGGGGGGGCCCCGAGGGCUCGGGGAGCCCCAGCUCGGCCCCGGAGCCCGAGGCAGGCAGCGAGCCCGAGGCGGUGCGGGCAGCCCUGAGGGACUUCCUGCGUGAGCUGCAGGACGCCCAGCGGGAGCGGGAGGAGCUGCGGGUGCAGGUGGGCAGCCUGGGCCGGCGGCUGGCGGAGGUGGAGGAGGAGCGGGACAGUGCCAGCAGCCGGGCACAGCAGCUCCAGAAGCUGCUGGCUGACAGCGAGGAAGGGCCUGGCGGCGGGCAGCGGGGCAGCAGCCAGGCCACGCUGCUGCUGCAGGAGGAGAGGCUGCGGCGGGGCGAGCAGGAGCGCCGGGCGCUGCGGGACAAGGUGGCGGCGCUGGAACGGAGCCUGCAGCACGCUGAGGGCGAGAGGAGAGCUGCCCAGGAGAGGCUGAGCGCGGUGCGAGCCAGCGAGGCCGAGCUGGAGGCUGCCAAGCGGCGUCUGGAGGCGGCGGAGAGCCGCAGCUGCCGCCUGGAGCUGCAGCAGAGGGUGCUGGAGGGAGAGCUGCAGCGGGCACGGGCGGCGCUGGGCGAGCGGCAGGCGGAGGCGCGGGCGAUGCGAGACAGAGCUGAGCUGCUCCAGAAGCAGCUGAGCGCCAGCGAGCAGCGGGCCGGGGGCUUGCAGCUGGCGACGGAGCGGCUGAGCGCGGCGCUCGCCGGGAUCGGCUCCAGGGGCGAUGCUCCGAGCGCGGCGCUGGCCGGGAUCGGCUCCAGGGGGGAUGCUCCGAGCGCGGUGCUGGCCGGGGUCGGCUCCAGGGGCGAUGCUCCGAGCGCGGCGCUGGCCGGGAUCGGCUCCAGGGGCGAUGCUCCGAGCGCGGCGCUGGCCGGGAUCGGCUCCAGGGGGGAUGCUCCGAGCGCGGUGCUGGCCGGGGUCGGCUCCAGGGGCGAUGCUCCGAGCGCGGCGCUGGCCGGGAUCGGCUCCAGGGGCGAUGCUCCGAGCGCGGUGCUGGCCGGGGUCGGCUCCAGGGGGGAUGCUCCGAGCGCGGCGCUGGCCGGGAUCGGCUCCAGGGGCGAUGCUCCGAGCGCGGUGCUGGCCGGGGUCGGCUCCAGGGGCGAUGCUCCGAGCGCGGCGCUGGCCGGGAUCGGCUCCAGGGGCGAUGCUCCGAGCGCGGCGCUGGCCGGGAUCGGCUCCAGGGGCGAUGCUCCGAGCGCGGUGCUGGCCGGGGUCGGCUGCAGGGGCGAUGCUCCGAGCGCGGCGCUGGCCGGGGUCGGCUCCAGGGGCGAUGCUCCGAGCGCGGUGCUGGCCGGGAUCGGCUCCAGGGGCGAUGCUCCGAGCGCGGUGCUGGCCGGGGGUGGUUCCAAGGGCGAUGCUCCGAGCCCGGCGGUGCCGGCGGCCGAUGGCCACCAGCGGCUGUUGCAGCUCCAGAGCGCCCUGACCGCCGGCGAGCAAGACCGCCGUGCGCUGCAGGAGGGGCUGGACGUGGCCCGGCGGGCGCUGGCGGAGGCGCGGGAGGAGAAGGCAGCGCUGCGGGAGCAGCUGCAGGCGCUGCGGGGGGAGCAGGAGGCCCUGCAGCGCAGCAAGGACGAGCUGGAGGCGCAGGGUCGGCAGCAGAAGGAGGUGAGUGGGAACUUCUUCACUGUGAGGCUCCCAGAGCCCUGGAGCAGGCUGCCCAGAGAGGUUGUGGAGUCUCCUUCUCUGGAGCCUUUCCAGCCCCAUCUGGAAGUCUUCCUGUGUGCCCUGUGCUGGGUUCUGUGCUCCUGCUCUGGCAGGAGGGUUGGACUGGAUGAUCUCUGGAGGUCCCUUCCAACCGGCUUGCAGCAGCAGGUGCUGAGCCUGCAGCGGGCACUGGCGCGGGCGCAGGGCGAGCAGAGGGCAGCCCAGCGCCUGGCCCUGCGCCUGGAGAAGGACCACAGCGCCCUCAGGAGCACCCUGGGCAAGGUGGAGCAGGAGAAGCUGGGGACGCAGGAGGCCUCGCGGCAGCUCUCGGCCCAGCACCAGCAGCUCAGCCACUCGCUGGCCACUGCCCAGAGGGAGCUGGCCCAGGCACAGCACCGUGUCCAGCUGCUGCAGGCGCGGGUGGCGGCGCUGGAGCGGUCGGCGCCGCCGGGGCCCGGAGCCGGCCCGGAGCUGCCGCGGGAGCUGCAGCAGCUGCGCCUCGCCCAGCCCCCGGCCCAGCGCAGCCUGCAGGAGCGGAUCGCCCUGCUGAAGGGCUCGGAGCUUCACCCUCACCCCAGCAGCACCUAGAGAGCCUCUGCAGAGGGCAGCAGCAGCUCGGCCCGGG